GGAGGGAAAACCGAAAGGAACGUCAACCGGUGACGUUCAGUAAAAAGUACCAAAGUCCUAAAAACUACAUCAUCUAACUGCGGAUUAUUCGAUGGGAAUAUACUACAGUCUGCAAUCUUUGGAUGCAAAUACUCCAGGAAUACACCAACUCCAAGGACCUUGACUUUUUCAGGAAUACUAAUCCCAGGAAUACUGAGCCUCCACACGGACUUUUACAAACUACCACCGCUAACAUCCAGGAGGCUGGAAAGUUUCUGGGAUCCUAACUGUGGAAGCUACUCCCCCCUCCUCCUGGAACAGUAGCUCCAUCAGCCUCCCGGUCCUGGAAAUAUCAGCGCUCCCUAAAUAAAGCCUUAGCAGGAAAUUAAGCAGUUUUUCCGUCUCUGCAGUCUCGGAGGAAACUUCAGAGGGUGUGCGGCCGGUUCCUGGCUGUCAGCUGAGCGUCAGAGGAGUCUCACCUGAGGGGGGUCCAUGUCUCCGACGCUCAGCAUGAGGAGGCUCUGACUGAGGAGGCUGCAGCGGGGAUUUUAAAUAAAGCUGGUUCACACUCGAGGAGGAGGAGGAGGAGGAGGGAGCAUGGGGAAGGAGCAGGACCUGCUGCAGGCGGUGAAGAGUGGAGACCUGCUGUCCACUCAGAAGCUGCUGUCGAAACUGAAGACCAACAGGAACAAGCUGCUGGGCUCCACAAAGAGGCUGAACGUGAACUAUCAGGACUCAGACGGGUUUUCGGCUCUGCAUCACGCCGCUCUCACAGGAACCACGGAGCUGCUGUCCGCUCUGCUCGAGGCUCAGGCCACAGUCGACGUCAAGGACAGCAACGGAAUGCGCCCUCUUCACUACGCCGCCUGGCAGGGGAAGGCUGAGUCGGUGCUGAUGCUGCUUCGAGCUGGAGCUUCGGUGAACGGAGUCUCUCUGGACGGACACAUUCCUCUCCACCUGGCAGCUCAGUAUGGACACUACCAAGUGUCUGAGAUGUUGCUGCAGCAUCAGUCCAACCCGUGUCUGAUCAACAAGGCCAAGAAGACUCCUCUGGACCUGGCCUGUGAGUUUGGGAGAGUCCAGGUGGCCCAGCUGCUGCUGAGCAGUAACAUGGUGGUGGCGCUGUUGGAGGGCGAGAGGAAGGAGCCGACGGACUCGGCUUUCACCACGCCGCUUCACCUCGCUGCACGGAACGGACACAAAGACAUCAUACGGUUGCUGCUGAAGGCUGGCAUCGACAUCAACAAGACCACCAAGUCUGGAACGGCUCUGCACGAAGCUUCUCUGUACGGGAAGACCGAGGUGGUCCGGCUGCUGCUGGAUGCCGGAGUAGACGUCAACAUCAGGAACACCUACAAUCAGACGGCACUGGACAUCGUCAACCAGUUCACCACGUCGCACGCCAGUCGGGACAUCAAACAGCUGCUCCGAGACGCCACGGGGAUUCUCCAGGUCCGAGCUCUGAAGGAUUACUGGAACCUCCAUGAUCCCACAGCGCUCAACAUCAGAGCCGGAGACGUCAUCAUGGUGCUGGAGCAGCACAUGGACGGGCGCUGGAAGGGCCAUAUCCACGACACGCAGAGAGGGACCGACCGGGUCGGCUUCUUCCCUCCGUCCAUUGUGGAGGUCAUCAGCAGACGAAACGGGGGCACCCUGUCCCGGCACGCCUCUCUGCCCACCCAGCGCCAGCAGCUGCACUCCAGAGCCCCCCUCUCCUCCAGCCUCAGCUCCGCCCCCCAGACUGACGACUCCUACACUCUGUACGCUCCCCCCACCCAUGUGGUGCUGCCGCUGGCCAACGACCUGACCACCAGCACAGGUAUGAGUCCGAGCCGCCUGUCUCAGGCUGAGUUUCCCUUUGAGGACAUCUGGGUUCUCAGGGACUCGUGUCAUGCAGGAGACAGAAACAGUGUGGGGAGUACAGGAAGUGUCGGCAGCACGAGGAGCGCCGGCAGUGGACAGAGCACCGAGAGCAACAACGCACCCAAUGGAAUUCAACACAACGCCGUUCACCAUGACAACGCCAACAAGCCGGCUCCCUCUGCUGUUGAUUGUGGACAGUCAGACCUCAACAGACAGCCGGAUCAUCCUGCAGGUGGGACGCCCCGGCGGCAGACGGUGACGGUGCAGAGACCGGCAGAGCAGAGUUUCUCCCAGCAGUUUGUUCGUCCUCAGCAGCUGCUGGAAGGAAAGGAUGCAGAGGCCAUCUAUCAGUGGCUGAGUGAUUUCCAGCUGGAGCAGUACACUGGGAACUUCAUCAAUGCUGGUUAUGAUGUUCCAACCAUCAGCAGGAUGACUCCUGAGGAUCUGACAGCCAUCGGAGUGACAAAACCAGGCCACCGCAAGAAAAUCUCUCUAGAGAUCAACAACCUGAACAUCCCUGAGUGGCUGCCUGAGUACAUCCCAUCUGAUCUCGGUGAGUGGCUCAGCGCCAUCGGUCUACCACAGUACCAGAAGAAACUCUCAGAGAACGGCUACGACUCCAUCAGCAUCGUCAAAGACCUCACAUGGGAGGAUUUGCAGGAGAUCGGCAUCACAAAGCUGGGCCACCAGAAAAAGCUAAUGCUGGCAGUGAAGAAGCUGUGUGACAUCCAGAGGGCGAUCCUUCAGGCGGAAUCAGGACAGGGCACACUGCGACGCAAAGGCCCGGGAGCCCUCCACCUGGUGACCAUUGAACCACCUGACUCCUCAGGUGAAUGCUCCUCUCCUCACACCCCAAAGAUGCUGACCUUCCAGGACAGCGAGCUGAGCAGCGAGCUGCAGACGGCCAUGUCCAGUCACUACGGAGGCUGCGAGGAAGUCUUGGCCAUCAACAACGCAGUGGGAAUGUCUCAAAGCCAGGAGAGUAUCGACACUAGGUCUAGAGGCUCUGGACGCUCCCAGGAGCCUCCUACGGCAUCCAUCACCCCCCACAGUUAUUCUCAGGAGAGCCUGGACGGCAGUCCUGCCAAGGAGAGGAACCACCCUGAGGGCUGGGAUCAGAGGCCUCUGCAGCAGCAGUUGCUGCCGAAGCAGGUGCCUUUGGGGACUGCAACUGUAUUUAAAUACCCCGCCAUCCCAGCCAAGCCCAAACUGUCUGGGUCUUGCAAUUCCUCCCCUCAUGGCUCCCCAGCACUAAAAGGUUUCAGCUAUCUGCAUUCUCACUGUGGCUCAACAGAUCUAAACCCAUCUCAGAGGCCUGUUGACCACACCAUGACCCUGACUCCACCAAAGAAGCGCAACCAGACUAAGACUCGCUAUGCUCUGUCAGACGGGGAGCCCGAUGACGAGGAGGAGGAGGCAGCUUUCCGUUCUGGAAACGUACCAUCCUACGCCACUUUAACACGCAAACCAGGUCGCAGCCAACUGGCUCGAUUGCAGGCAAGCCCAGACAAGAAUGGAAACGUGGGACGCAGUCAGUCCUUCGCAGUGCGUGCUCGGAAAAAAGGCCCCCCUCCUCCGCCGCCGAAGAGGCUCAGCUCAGUGAGCAGCACAACCAGCGGGGAGCUGAGUGACAGCAGCACAACGUCCUCUGUAGGCGGGCUGACGGACAGUCCGGUGAGCGUUCGAAGCAUCGCAGCCUCUAUAGAAGGAAGGACAGAGGUCAAAGACCUUGCAGGAUCCAAACCAGACCUUGUCCAGCAGGAUCCUGCUCCUCAUUCUCUCAGUUCUACUGCUCAGGAACCAAGAGAGACUGGCAGUGUUAGGAGGAGGGUGCAGAGCGAGUGUAUUCCCUCCAAGACUGCCACCAGCUCUGAGCCGGAUCGAGGGGUGAAGUCUGACACAGAGGAAGAAGAAUCAAAAGGCCGUGGACUGGACGGCUCUUCAUCCCCCCAGAACAGUUCCAGUGAGUGCAUCCCCUUCGCUGAAGAAGGCAACUUGACCAUUAAGCAGAGACCCAAAGCUCCUGGUCCACCUAGGGCUGAGGCGGUGCUGGAGCCUCCAGAGAAACAUGAAGCCAAGAACCUGGAAGUACCUGAGUUUAACCUUAAAGAGUCUGACACGGUGAAGCGCCGACACAAACCCAAAGACAAGGACCAGGCAGGAGGUUCUCCGAGUAGAGUGGGAGCGGAGGAAGCAGGGCCCAGCAGACCUCUGUCCAAGAACCAGGAGGAGAUCAAUCUGAGGAUAAAUGAAGCCAGUCUGAUUAGGCCAGGCAGCCCGGCAACGGCAUCCCCCAUCAAACGUCCGCUCUCCCCAAAACCCCCUGCUGUUGCCCCGAAACCUGCUCGGCACAGUCUGCUAGGAGCACAAGGCCCCCUGUCUCCUUCUGUGACCGUCAGCGGGGUUCAAACUGUGGCCUUUGGCUCACCAUCCUCUCCGGGUCACGGAUCCAGAGUGAUGGUCCCUCAGACUCCUCACAGUCCCUCUUUGUCAGCUGGAAGGAGCCAGGUAUAUACGCCGGGUCCAGGUGAGGAGGUUCAGCAGAGGCUGGAUCAGACCAGCACGUCUUUGGAAGCAGCUCUGAUGGCCGUCGAGAGGAAACUGAACCGAGAUGACAGCUCUGAAAGUGUAACGACCUCAGUGAAAUCAGCGGGGACCAUUCUGGACGACAUCGGCAACAUGUUUGACGACCUGGCCGACCAGCUGGACGCCAUGUUGGAAUGAAGACUCUUUAUGAACACUUCAAACUAAAAAACACACCUAAUCUCAGGAAACAGAGAAAGAGACAAAAAAGGAGGGCUGAUGGAGAGAUUCACCGCUUUCUGAACGACACGACAGAGGAAGCGAAGGUCGAACACCAGCACUUAAAUCUCCACUGUGCAGACGGCUGAAUCUGUGUGGACGGAUGGAUUCCUCGUUUUUUGACCUUUCUAUCGCUCGUCUUAUCAAACAUGAACCAAACAAAGACAGGACCAGUGUUAUCGGCCCGCUGUGAGGCAGAUUAUUAUCAUUAUUUACUAAUGUUGUAACAUGAAGUUUUAUCUUUUUGACAUUAGAGAGGGACGAACUCUGACGCCAUUUCCUGUCCAGACGCUGUUCCACUUAGUUAUUCCAGUCAAUGUUAAUCUGAGAGGUGUUUUAUUAAGAAAUUAAUCCUUCGAAUGAAACUUGUCCUUCAGAAACUUACAGAAAAUAUUCACUUUUUUCCAACACUGCAGAUUUUAUUUUGAAAAUCCAGUUAUAAGUGAGUCUUUGGGCCUUAAAGAUUUAAAUACAGGAAAUGUUUAUGGAAGUGGAUGUUGUCACAUUGACAUCACCUGUUGGUUUGCAGGCUGCUUUUUUAAAGCCUCUAUUUUUUAUUUUGUUGUUUUUAAUGAUUAAUGUGACAUUUUAGAUGAUAAAUUAAAGCGUAUGAUAUUUAAAGAAUUAACCAACAACAUGCUGAACUAAACUGCAGAUUAAUUAAGAAUGAAAAUAUGUAUCAGUUUCAGAAAAGUGUGUCAUAUUUCUGAUUUAAAUCCGUUUUUAUAUUAACUGUUGUCCUGAUGCAGGUUUUUCUCAGUGGAACAGAAUCUGGACCGUCAGAGUUCCCCUCGGCUCUCGCGUCUGACCAUUUCAAAUUUUAUCUUUGUAAUAUUUAAAAAAAAUAUCUAUUUUAUACAAAGUGAUCUUAACCAGGUGUAUUUAGUCUCCCGUUGGCACGGCUCGGUUGUGUUUGUGUCGUUGAAACUGUCCAUGGAACUAAAACUAAGUGUCGUCGACAGAAAGGGAAGACGUGAGCAUGUUCAGCUGUGGAUCUCUGUGUGAUAUACAAACUAUUUUUUGAUAUUCAUUUUAGCCAAAUUAGUAUUUAAAUUAGACUUAUCUAAAUAUGUAUAUUGUACACUAGAGGUAUAUACAGGAGCAGAUACUCAACCAAAGUCUUUGUACAGAUAUUUUCACAUUUCCUUUAAAAAAAACAGGAGAAUUGUCCUUUUUCCUGGUGUUGAAUGAAGUGUAUGGAGUUUUGUCAUCCAGCCUGCAGCGUAUGAUGAAAUCAGCAUCUAUAGCAUGAGUAGCUCAAUCUGAACCUGUCUAUGUGUGAAUGAGAGCCUCCUUUUUUAGUUUCUUCAGAAUCUUGUCUCAGGAAAAUCUUGGACUCCUCACACUGGCUCCUCCAUGUCUCACUGCUAAUGGGAGAAAGGAUUUAAAAAGCUAUAUAAACUUUUAUUUAUUAUGGAAGCUCAUAUCUGACACUUAAGAAAAGAAAGAUGUAUUUAAGGUAGAUGAUUAUCGAGGAAAAAUCUUCAAUCAUCAUUAGGAGAAAAGUCCAAAUUAUGAAACACAGUUAAAGUCAUAAUUAUGAAUACAAAGGUCAUAAAAUGAGAAUAAGUCAUAUUUAUUAGAUAAAACAUAGAAAUGAGGAGAUAAAGUGUUGAAAUUAUGAGGUAAAAAAAUCAAAAUUAUGACAUUGAAAUUUCAACCUCUCUUAAUUAUGACUGUCAAUCUUAAAACUUAAACUUUAUCCUAUAAUUUUGACUUGUAUCUUGAAUCUUUUAAUUUUCAAUCUCAGAAUUUAAUUUUUUUUAAUCAUAAAAAUAAAUAUUUCAUAAUUUUGACUGUUAUGACAAUUUUUUUAUUAAAAUUUUCUAAAAUUUUCCAUCUCA
Messenger RNA from Cheilinus undulatus (humphead wrasse), 6488 nucleotides. Its product is annotated as caskin-2-like. The transcript is spliced from 22 exons. Bases 577 to 4566 code for a protein of 1329 amino acids. Lineage: Eukaryota; Metazoa; Chordata; Actinopteri; Labriformes; Labridae. Gene Ontology annotation, molecular function: protein binding. The record is from RefSeq and is a predicted model, not a curated record.